AUGCUCCACAACUCGAGCCAUAGGGAAGGCCUGGUCCAUGUGGAAAAGACCUGGAAGGGGCAGGACAGGGACAGGGAAGGAGUGUGGGUAGGGGCAGGGGGAGCCCUGGCCCCCAAUACCUCCUCCUCAUUCCCCACCGAGCCUCCAGGGGCCUCGGGCAGCAUCAUCCCUGUCUACUGUGCCCUCCUGGCCACUGUGGUCCUUGGUCUGCUUGCCUACGUGGCCUUCAAGUGCUGGCGCUCACAUAAACAAAGACAGGAGCUGGCCAAGGCUCGGACUGCAGAGCUGGGGGACCAGAUGCACGGAGACAGCAGUGUCUUGCGGGACUCUUCUAGCGGUCGGGAGUCCUGUGUCCCCAGCCAGGGUGCACAUCCUGAGCUUGGCUGCCGGCUCUACCUCCAUCUCCCUCGGCAGCAGCAAGAGGAAGUGGAGCGGCUCCUGGGAGGGACAGGCGAACCUGACAAGGGCUGGCAGGGCCUGGCGGGCCACCUGGGCUACCAGGCUGAGGCUGUGGAGACCAUGGCCCGGAGCCAGGUGCCUGCCUCCACGCUGCUGAGGGACUGGGCUGUCCAAGAAGGUGCUACCCUCAGGGUGCUAGGGGAUGCCCUGGCUGCCAUGGGCCGUGAGGACGUGGUCCGGGUCCUGGGCCUCCCGCCUGAGGGCUGCUCGGUCGUGUGAGGGAAGCCGCCGCAGCCUGGCUUCUCAGGGUAUCUGCUCUGGUGCUACCUACCAUGCCCAUCUCA
Molecule: messenger RNA, 743 nt
Organism: Pteronotus mesoamericanus
Lineage: Eukaryota; Metazoa; Chordata; Mammalia; Chiroptera; Mormoopidae
Product: death domain-containing membrane protein NRADD-like
Exons: 4
Coding region: 1-678 (225 amino acids)
Biological process (GO): Rho protein signal transduction
Cellular component (GO): plasma membrane; cell surface
Molecular function (GO): coreceptor activity; death receptor activity; nerve growth factor binding
Source: RefSeq, a predicted model, not a curated record